Molecule: messenger RNA, 2943 nt
Organism: Sordaria macrospora k-hell
Lineage: Eukaryota; Fungi; Ascomycota; Sordariomycetes; Sordariales; Sordariaceae
Source: RefSeq, a predicted model, not a curated record
AUGAUGACUCUUAUACGUCUUUUCACUUUUGCUCUGGCUUCACUAUGCUUCGCAAUCUCAGCAGAAGCCUACCAGAAGAAACCCUCACCCUUCACCUUCUCUUCAACACCGAAUGGGUUACAACUUGGUGGUCCAGACCUAGCCCCGGAAAUCAGAGUUGCGCCUGAUGACUUGCCCGGUGUCAUUCGAGUUGCCAAUGACCUCGCCGUCGACUUUGGAAAGGUUCUCGGUACCAAUGCAACGGUCAUUAAGGCUGACUGGAAAUCAACCGCCUCCUCAAAACCUUCCAAACCCGUCAUAAUCAUUGGCACAGUCGGUCGAUCCACCCUUAUCGAUGGUCUAGUCGCCUCCAAGAAACUUGAUACGACAACUCUUGUAUCCAAAUGGGAGUCGUUCUCAUACCAAGUCAUUCAAAACCCUUGGGAUGGACAAGAAACUGCCUUCGCCAUUGUCGGUUCUGACCUCCGCGGUUCCGUGUUCGGGGCGUACGAUGUCGCUGAGAAGAUUGGUGUCUCACCAUGGUACUGGUGGGCUGACGUCCCUCCAACGAAGAGGCAGUAUAUCUGGGCGAGCGAUCUCACUUACACAGAAGGCCCGCCUUCGGUCAAGUAUCGUGGGGUCUUCCUCAACGAUGAAUCCCCAGGUCUUACGAGUUGGGGACAUGCCAAGUUCAAAGACAGCCAGUAUGGCAGUCCUUUCGUUACUGACUUCUACAAGCGGAUUUUUGAGCUGGUUCUCCGUAUGAAGGGGAACUACGUCUGGCCUGCUAUGUGGUCUAGCAUGUUCUACCUUGAUGACGCCAAGAAUGGACCGACGGCAACCGAGUAUGGGAUAUUCAUGGGGACAAGCCAUCAUGAGCCCAUGGCCCGAGCAGAUAAAGAGCAAAGCAGGUUUUUGAAGGGCUCUUGGGACUGGAAGAGCAACAAAGGAGGCGUGCAGUCAUUUAUGCAAGAAGGAGCCAACAGGUCCAAGAACUGGAGCACGAUAUAUACGCUAGGAAUGAGAGGCUCGGGUGAUGCAGCUUCUGCCACUCUGACUGCUGCCGCCCUGGAGGAGGUCAUUGCCUGGCAACAAUCCGCUCUGACAAAAGCCCUUGGGAAGCCGCUGCCACAAAUCCCACAGGCAUGGGUCAUGUACAAGGAAGUACCAGGCUACUGGCAGAAAGGCAUGAAGGUCUCCGAUGAUGUUACGCUUCUGUGGAGUGAUGACAAUAGGGGCAACAUUCGCAGAAUUCCCAUCGGCAACGAACCAAACAGGAGCGGCGGUUCUGGGAUGUACUAUCAUUUCGACUAUGUCGGAGAUCCUCGUAACUACAAGUGGAUCAACACCAUUCAGCUGCAAAAGACCUGGGAGCAGAUGACUCUUGCUUAUGACCGUGGAAUAGAGAAUAUCUGGAUCGCCAACGUGGGAGAUCUCAAGGCCUUGGAACUUCCUACUGCCCACUUUAUGGCCUUGGCCUGGGACAGGGAGAGCUUCCAGGCGGCUGACAGUAUUCAAGCAUGGCUCACCGAUUGGAGCUCACGACAGUUUGGAGGAGCCGUGGCCGAAGCAACUUCUAACAUUAUGAGCACGUAUGGCAAGCUUACGGCUCGAAUGAAGUAUGAAGAUCUGAGCAGGACUCCGUUCUACUUCAACACUGUCAACUAUGACGAGGCAGAGUUGAACUAUCAGGAAUGGGUCGACUUGCUCGCGGAGGCUCAAGCUGUACAUGACAGUCUGCCGAGUGACGUCCAGGUCGCUUUCUUCGAGAUGGUUCUUCAUCCUGUGUUAGCGGGUAAGACAGUCUUUGAGAUAUACACCAAAGUCGCCAUGGGAAGCAAAUACGCAAAUGAGCAUCGAACUAGUGCCAACCAGCUCGCCAAAGAAGUUCAAACGGCCUUUUCCGCAGACUCAUCCAUAACCAAGCGCUACCACACUCUCCUGAACGGAAAAUGGGACAAGAUCCUUAGCCAGAACCACAUCGGAUACAACAACUGGCAAGAACCCGGUUCUCAGACGCUUCCCAAGCUGAGUUACACCACCUCAGCCGCCAAAAAUGCCCUCAUGGGAGUAACUGCUCAAGGAAACACAGCCCCCUUCCCUACCACCUCAAAGCUCUCCCUUCUUCCGCUUAGCCCCUUUAUACCAAAGGGCGUUGACCGAUGGGUAGAGAUAUACACCCGCGAUAACGGGACCUUCAGCUACAAGAUCACAUCAAGCGCAUCCUACAUCAACAUCACAAACCCGCAAGGCAAACUUACCGCUCCCGGUGGUUCAUCAGAUGCCCGCUCCUUAAUUACAGUAGACUGGGCCUCCGCACCGUCUGGUUCCAGCGCGGCCACUCUCACCAUCAGCAACGUCGACUCUCCCUCCACCGUCGCAACCGUCACCGUUCCUCUCGACAACGAAGCCAUCCCCUCGGAUUUCAGAGGUCACGUCGAAUACGCCGGCGCAGUCUCCAUCGAAGCUGAACACUUCUCUUCACCACCAGCCUCCUCAGCCGAGUACAUCAUCGUGCCCAACUACGGACGCACCCUCUCAGGAGUGAAGUUACCCCCCAAGACGCCCUCACAACCUGCCGGCGGCAAGGGGCACGUGCUAGUCUACCCCUUCUACACAUUCACAGCUGCUUCAACAGCCACUUUAACCGUGUACCUCUCGCCUUCCGAAAAUGCGAACCCGAACAGUCCGAAUAAGUACAGCUUUAGUGUCGAUGGGGCGAGCCUGGCCACGGUGCAGCCGGUUCCCAUGGGCGAUGGGAGCAAGCAACCGGCUGGAUGGGCGGAGGCGGUGAUUCAGAAUGCGUAUGUGUCCAAGCAGAGUCUGGGAAAGUUAGCGAAGGGAAGACACGAGUUGAGGCUCUGGCUAUUGGAGCCGACGAUGGUGGUGACCAAGUUGGUGGUGGAUGUAGGCGGGUUGAAGAGUAGCUUGAUGGGACCGCCUGAGAGCGUUUGGGUUGUGUAA